AUGACUGCAUCUAGACAACUCGGAGUACAACAGUCCGAGGGACGCCGGAGCUCAGUGAGCCGACCAGAGACGGAUAUUGGCAAUAGCGUACUGUUGUGCGACGCUAUCACAUUCUUCAAUUUAUCGCCAUCUGCUUUUUGUUUUCGCCGACUCAAAGAAGCCUUUCGGAUCUGGAGAAACCGUCAAUUCCUCAUCAAUACGCUCUUGAUGGCGCAACAAGCCAUCCACAGUAAGGAUGCCUCCCCUCCGGAGGAAGCUCCUGUGUCGGAAUCUGGGGGGUUCCAUGUGAUUUUCAAGAAUCCGUAUUUGUUUGGGGUCGCUUUGUUCGCCUCUCUCGGUGGCCUUCUCUUUGGUUAUGACCAAGGCGUUGUCUCAGGAGUACUCACGAUGGAGUCUUUUGGAGCAUUAUUCCCCAGGAUAUAUUCAGAUAGUAGUUUUAAAGGAUGGUUUGUGUCAACGCUGUUGUUGGCUGCCUGGCUCGGUUCAUUGGUGAAUGGUCCUUUCGCAGACUAUAUUGGCAGGAAAUUGUCCAUUAUCGUUUCUGUUGUUGUUUUCUUAGUGGGUUCCGCCAUUCAAGCCGGAGCUGUCAAUCUAGGGAUGCUUUUUGUAGGCCGAGCAGUUGCUGGGUUCGCAGUUGGGCAAUUGACUAUGGUUGUUCCGCUGUAUAUCAGUGAGGUUUCGUUGCCAGCAAGCAGGGGUGGGCUUAUAGUUCUCCAACAGUUAUCUAUUACCGUGGGUAUUCUCCUCAGCUAUUGGAUUGAUUACGGCACAAAUUAUAUUGGCGGCUCGCGAUGUGCUCCCAACAUCCCACACUCAGGCGGGAACCCCAGCUCUCCUGCUUUUGAUCCAUAUAAUGAUGUAGAUCCAAACGGCUGCGACGGCCAGUCUGAUGCUUCUUGGAGGAUUCCAUUCGCCCUUCAAAUCAUUCCUGCCAUUAUCUUGGGAGCCGGUAUGAUAUUAUUCCCCGAUUCCCCCCGAUGGCUACUCAUGAAAGACCGAGACGAGGAUGCGCUUGCAACCUUGGGGAAACUUCGACGGCAGCCGACAGAUGCCCCAACUUUGGUGGCUGAGUAUUUGGAAAUCAAGGCUUCUGUGAUCGUUGAAAACACAUUUGCUGCGCAGAAAUAUGCUGGUAUGAGCGGCGUAAAGCUGCAUGCGGCCCAGCAGAAUUACUUAACAUUCUCCCAGUAUUACUCCCUUACCUCACUCCUUGCGACGGGCGUCUACGGAAUUGUCAACUGUCUCAGCACCCUCCCGGCUCUCUUCUGGAUCGACAAGGUUGGCCGCAGGGUUCUUCUCAUGUGCGGUGCCACAGGGACCUGCAUUUCGCUUGUCAUCGUAGGAGCCAUUAUUGGCAACUACGGAUCGGCUCUUGUUGACCAUGCGGGUGCCGGCUGGGCCGGCAUUGCAUUUAUAUACAUCUACGAUAUCAAUUUUUCCUAUUCAUUUGCAGCACCAAUCGGUUGGGUCCUCCCUUCCGAAAUCUUCAAUCUCUCCAUCCGUUCAAAGGCAAUCUCGAUAACCACCUCGACAACCUGGAUGUGUAAUUUCAUCAUCGGUCUCGUUACCCCGGACAUGCUCGAAAGCAUAACUUGGGGUACGUAUAUAUUCUUCGCCGCCUUCUGUCUGCUUGCGCUGGCAUUCACGUUCUUGUCAUUCCUGAAACGGGAGGGAAGACGCUAG
Messenger RNA from Histoplasma mississippiense, 1683 nucleotides. RefSeq lists its product as hypothetical. Lineage: Eukaryota; Fungi; Ascomycota; Eurotiomycetes; Onygenales; Ajellomycetaceae. Gene Ontology annotation, cellular component: membrane. Gene Ontology annotation, biological process: carbohydrate transport; transmembrane transport. The record is from RefSeq and is a predicted model, not a curated record. Gene Ontology annotation, molecular function: carbohydrate:proton symporter activity. The coding region runs from base 1 to 1683 and encodes 560 amino acids. The transcript has 11 exons.